Molecule: messenger RNA, 975 nt
Organism: Aedes aegypti (yellow fever mosquito)
Lineage: Eukaryota; Metazoa; Arthropoda; Insecta; Diptera; Culicidae
Product: ninjurin-2
Exons: 3
Coding region: 260-745 (161 amino acids)
Biological process (GO): tissue regeneration; cell adhesion
Cellular component (GO): membrane
Source: RefSeq, a predicted model, not a curated record
UUGGUGGGUUAGUCACAUACUCAGCCAGAAGUCAAUGAUUUCUUUCUUACGUUUACCUUAUCAGUACAACAAAGCAUCAACAUCCAAUGAUAUCUCUGGUUUUGUUUGAUAGCAUGCUUAUCAACCUGUGAAUGAACACUAACGAACCAAUUCAAGGUACUAGACAGCAGCAAGAAGUAAAAGUGGAGACCAUUGUAGUUUCAAUGCUCAUGAAAGUAACACUUGAAUAGAAGAAAAAACUGAAUCGGCCACUGCCAAAAUGGCAUCUGAAUCGACAGCGAACCUCACGGAAAGAAUGGAGAACACCAAUCAGGAUGAUUCUUCGAAGGACGAUAAAGGCACAGAACAGGUGGAUUUGAGCUUGGGGGAUCUGGUUCAAUCCAUCAGCCGAUUGGAUUUGAAUAGUUAUGCCACGAGGAAGUCCUUCGCCCAAGGAAUGCUGGAUCUAGCCUUGUUGACUGCUAAUGCAUCUCAGCUGAAAUUUCUUCUAACUGUUGGCGUAGCUCACGAGUUCUAUCACCUGCUUUUGACGCUUGUUAUUCUAUCGAUUUCGCUGCAGGUCUUCCAAGCAGUUAUGAUUAUCAUUUUGGCCAUUGUUCUCGAUAUCAACAAAGUGGAACAGCACAGGAAAUCGGACAUACUGAACAACCUGCUCAUAAUAUUCACAGUUAUCAGUGUGGUGAUCAACGUCAUAAUCAGUGCAUUCGACAUGAAAAGUCAGGGUGAUCUCCUGCAGGUUAAGUGAAUAUAACAUUUAUAAACCCGAUCAGAUAGUUUGGAUAGUUUGCUAGUGAAAUAACUUAGGUAUCAAUAAAAAAAAGUUAAACAAGUGGAUGCCAUGGACUAACAAUUACGUUUAUUGGGUUCGGUAUUUUGUUUUUUUUUACCUCACAUACAUUGAGCGAAGAAAAUUUUAAAUUGAAUGAGAGUGUUUGCUUUUAUUUGUGGUAUGAUUAAGAGAACAUUUUAGUUUAC